GAAGCAAUCCGAGGAAAAGAGCCGGAGGAUCACUACACCUUUCCAGAAUCCGCAGAAUGUCACCACGACUAGCAGUGCUAGCAGUGUUGCCAACCCUUCGAGUACAACUCUUACUGCGUCAAGCUUUUCUAGUACGGCUGCGCCAGCUUUCUUCGCAUCGACUCAAUCUGCAGUCUAUCCUGGACCAGCAAAGUCUCCGCACAGCGCAUCAGCAAAGUCUCCUAAGUUCCAACAUGACAAGAGGCGUACUAGUGAUGAUGUCCUCUUAAGGGACAAUGUUGCUAGUACAGGAGGUCACAUCAGCGGCGCUCCCGGUACUCCUACAACAAGUCAUAG
This is a messenger RNA of Amoebophrya sp. A25, 336 nucleotides long. NCBI's taxonomy places the organism in Eukaryota, Dinophyceae, Syndiniales, Amoebophryaceae. The record is from the annotation of a GenBank genome assembly.